CUGAGUCGAAUCCCAAGCAUCGGAAUACCCCCAAAGGCCAAUUCACCCCAAGACGGAAAAAUCCAAAAAGCACCCAACCGCCGCAGUAUCAAGUCGACUAACACCACUAGCAACUCGAUACCAACAAUAAACACUCCAAGACCCCACGCCAGAGAGGGUACCCAGCCACCUCGAGCCGAUUCUAGUAACCCCACUAGCAACUCAGAACCGGUCGGCAAGAAACCCU
Molecule: messenger RNA, 226 nt
Organism: Striga hermonthica
Lineage: Eukaryota; Viridiplantae; Streptophyta; Magnoliopsida; Lamiales; Orobanchaceae
Source: the annotation of a GenBank genome assembly